UCCCCUCCCUGCGGGCUCGGCGCGUUCCGGAGGGACCGAGUUCAUCCCAAACCACAAUUGCUGCUUGGGCUGGGCCCGGAUGUGCUGGAAAUACCCAGGGCCGGGCUCCUGGGCCCUAUAAAGGUGCUGCAGGAGCAGGGCAGCGAGGGCAGAUCCGGCACGGAGGCACCAUGAGGCUCCUGCUCCUGCUGCCCCUCCUGGCCCUGCUGGCCCUUGGCCUCUGCCGCACAGCUCCGGAGGGCUCCGUCAGUGCCGACUCCCCCAGUUCCAAAGCCUUUGUGUCCAAACGCGCCAGCACGGAGAUGCGGAGGCACAAGAGGAAUUACGCCUAUGACAGUGCCUAUGGGGCCGUGCGGGACCCGCUGGAGGCCAAGCGGGAGGUUUGCGAGUUCAACCCCGCCUGCGAUGAACUCGCCGACCUCAUCGGCUUCCAGGAAGCGUACCGGCGGUACUACGGCUUCGCCUGAGCCCCACAGCGCCCCACAGCGCCCCACAGCGCUCCCAGCACCAGCGUUACCUCCCCCCGCCCAACAGCUCCGGUUUCAGCCCGUGCCUGGUAACGGGAUGGAAAUAAACGCACAAAACGGUG
This is a messenger RNA of Pezoporus occidentalis (night parrot), 589 nucleotides long. It is a transcript of the gene BGLAP, whose product is annotated as bone gamma-carboxyglutamate protein. The transcript has 4 exons. Gene Ontology annotation, biological process: osteoblast differentiation; regulation of bone mineralization; regulation of cellular response to insulin stimulus. Lineage: Eukaryota; Metazoa; Chordata; Aves; Psittaciformes; Psittacidae. Gene Ontology annotation, cellular component: extracellular region. Gene Ontology annotation, molecular function: hydroxyapatite binding; calcium ion binding; structural constituent of bone. The record is from RefSeq and is a predicted model, not a curated record. Bases 171 to 467 code for a protein of 98 amino acids.